This is a messenger RNA of Aplosporella prunicola CBS 121167, 957 nucleotides long. RefSeq lists its product as uncharacterized. The transcript has a single exon. The record is from RefSeq and is a predicted model, not a curated record. Bases 231 to 809 code for a protein of 192 amino acids. Lineage: Eukaryota; Fungi; Ascomycota; Dothideomycetes; Botryosphaeriales; Aplosporellaceae.
CUGGCGGGCAGCCUGGCCUUGUUAGCCUAGCUGGCUCGCUCCGCACUACUACCACACCGCCCGGAUCUGGCAUCGUGGUUCCGAAACAGGGCGCGCAAGGGGCGAUCGGCUCCCAGAUGGGACGAGGAGCUGUGGUAGUUGGCAGAUUGGUGGCGGGAAGGCCUGCUUGCCUGCCUUGCCUGUUUGCCUGUUUGCCUGUUUGCUUGCUUGCUUGGGUCGUGCAAGCCUAAAUGCCUACAUACAAUACAUACAUACAAACCACUAGUUACUACUAUCCACUAUUCAGCACCAUGAGCACGCAACACGCACUACUCCCACCUUGCCCGCCCUACCCAGCCACCUUCUUACCCUACACACCACGUACUCACUCACAGCAAUCCAUCCGCCCUCCUCUCAUCUCCUCCUCGCACUCCCACACCCAGCCACCAAACAGCACAGCACACAUCACACCACCGCUCCCCUCACAACACCACCACCACCAACACCCGACGCGCGUCGCACCAACGCGUCCAACGUCUAUAGAACCAGCCCAUACAGCACCCUACCCUAGCGCCAAGCCCUCUUCCACGGAACGCAGCAGCCCAAGGAGCGCGCCGCCCAGCCCUAACAGCACGCCUCGCGCCACCCACCACCGCCUCCAGAACGGCGGCCGAAGCCCCAUCCCGAGCCCCCGGCCCCGGCAGCGAUCGCGCAUGCGUGAGCACCUAUGCCAAUUUUACGCACCCAACUCUAUUAUUCCCCAGUUAGGUGGCUAUAGUUAUCCAGGUACAGCCUACAAGACUGCGACGAUGCUGCUCAAGCAAAACUGACGCCGAGCUCCGAGGCACCCAAACAUGGACCACAGACGUGCGCGGGCCGCUGCGCCCGCCGCUGUGGCCGUGCCGCCUCCCGCGCCGCGCUGCCACGCUUUUCGCUUCUCGCACGCUCUUUGCUGCUUUGCACGCGCGCGGUCAGGGG